Molecule: messenger RNA, 2851 nt
Organism: Penaeus indicus
Lineage: Eukaryota; Metazoa; Arthropoda; Malacostraca; Decapoda; Penaeidae
Exons: 8
Coding region: 1-1215 (404 amino acids)
Source: RefSeq, a predicted model, not a curated record
AUGAUAGAUCGUCCGAAACUCCUUCUGGGUCACUUGACUGUGUGGGAGACCCGGAGAGACACUCGUGGAUCUCUUGAGUGCAGCGGGUUACGUGACGCUGUUGCUGUCACGGGGCGAAAGAGAUAUUACUUACACACUACCAACAAGGCUGAUAUGAAACUAGCAAAGAAUACUAGCAACGCUUGUGAUCCUCUCCAGAAAGCCUGUGUUAUUGUAAACCACCUGUUUGGCCGACGCUACCGUUCCUGUCAGUCGCUUGUUCCCCGUUCUAGGUCAGCAAAGACACCGUUCUUGAACCAUCUGGGCAAGUGCAUGGGCUUUGUGACGUGCCAACCCGUUCGUCCAAUCCAAGUUACCGAAAGACAGGUCAUCAUACCUCAUGCUCCUACCACCACUGCUAUCCUUUUCGCUCUCACUUAUAUACAGUCUCUGGAGGUCGACCUUCAAAUCCUGACCACCCUAAAUCUUCUCUCUCGGGCAGUCCGGUGGAGUCUUGUCCAUUACAACAGUGUUGGGGAGCCUCGCCUUAAUUCCAUGACCAUUGGUGUUGUUAGCAAGAGGAGCAAGAGAGAGCGCGCCGGGGCAAGAGCAGGGGGUGCCACAACGAAGGCAUCAUGCGGGCACCACGUGAACCCGGGGGUAUAUAUAAGGCGGUAUCCGAGUCGUCCAAACCCCAGUAGGACUUUCGAAUGGUGUGAGCGGUCUCGAAGGGCACUCUUGGUGGUUCUGCUCGUCUGUCCAUCCUUCCAUCCCCCGCCGCAGACAGCCACAGCCCGCCGCCAUCACAUCAGCCACGAGAAACGGCGCACGAACCAGAAGGGAACAUCUGUCCACAAGAGAGAAAAAGCUUGCGCUUCUGUAACAUCACUUGUUUCCCGUCGUCACAGAAAGUCUUGUGCCACCGUCAUGAGAACCACAACCAUCACAUGCAUUCUUGCCACCUGCUGCCUCGCCCUCCUCAUGCAGUGGGCGGCAGCAGCUCCCAGGUGUAAGAUCCACGACCGCCCGUCACACGACAACUGCAAAUACGGCACGGCGAGGGACUGGUGUCGGAACACGGUCUGUGCUAAGGGACCGGGGGAGUCCUGCGGAGGCUACAGGUGGGAGAACGGAAAGUGCGGCCUCGGAAUGAUAUGCUCCUGCGGGCGGUGCUCCGGCUGCUCCAUCAUCGACGGCACGUGCUCGCCCCACUCGAUGGUCUGCGUCUCGAAUUAGGUCUCGAGAAGAUGCCAAGGAGAGGAGCGAGGGAGCAGCAGGGCCUCCAGGACCACGACAACGUUUCCGGCAGGCGCGCGACCGCCCAACUCUCGGUUUGCCUCGAGUCGACGGCGCUUCCAACUUUACCGGAGAGUGAAAAGGCGUCUACUUUAGUUUAUAUAUUGUUGCAUGUUACAUAUAUGCGCUUGUGAUAUAUUAAGUACAAAUAUUAUUAUAAGAGUUGUACGGGGUAUAUAGCAACGUAGUUAAGACAGUAGACCCGGCGGGAGCACCUUGCCCGUCCUUCCCCUCGUGGGUUGGCCAGCUGCAGAAAGACUGCUGUUCCUCUCUCUCUUUUCUCUCUCUCUCUCUCUCUCUCUCUCUCUCUCUCUCUCUCUCUCUCUCUCUCUCUCUCUCUCUCUCUCUCUUUCUUGUUUUCCUUCUCACCUGUUUCCAUUUUCUUCCUCUUCUUCUCUCCUUCCUUCGAUCUUUCCCUCCCCAAGUCUGUCCCUCAGCCUUCCUUACCGGCCAGGCCCUUUCUGGCACCUCCUCUGCAGGUUAUUCCAUAGUUUUAUGCAUCACUGCCUGACAAUGCAAUGCUCUGAGAGCGAAUUAUGUCAGUGAGGUUCGGCGUUCGAGCCCCAAGCUUUAAGUUUAUUUUACGUUGUCUCAAGUGUAUAAUGGUAUAUGCGUAUCGUAGUGGAAUUCUACUUGUUAGGACCACCAUUGUGAUCACACUAUCACUAACAAUUUUGUUUCGCUAUGACUAAAAGCUGUAAUGUUCAGAAACAGCUGUAGUUGAUGAAUAGGCCUGACAACUCUUUUCUCAUGUCAACACUCUCCUUCCCCCCAAAAACGAGUAAUUUAUUACUAAACGGUAACACCAUCAUUGUCUCAUUCAUACAUCGAUUUCGUAAGAUUUUCCUUGGAGUACCUCUUCCCAAGUUCCUCAUGUCUGUAUUCUUUGUGCACCUUUCCAUUUAGGUUUUGCUGCAUACUUAUUGGUUUCUUGGAGACUCUGUUGUUUAACUGUACAAACUGAACGACCUUCUCUGACAUAUAUUUAUCAUGUUCUUUGUAUAACUGUAGGCUACACGACUUAGAUGAUUUUCGUGAAUGAACGAUUUUCAUGAAUGAACACCAUCACAAGGAGGGUUCUUGUCCAUCCUAUGCCCCGGCCCUCUGUGAUCAUUGAGCAGAAGAAUGAAAUAUUGUGAAAUAUUUCCUAUGUUGUACCAUUGUAAGCAGGGGUCAUGUACAUGUUCCCGGGAUCGAAACAUACGAUUCGUUCGAGAUAUCUCUUGUCAUCAUUCAAAACAAACAAACAAACCAAUAAACGGCUGAAGCGACACCUUCUAUCAUCAUUUAGACAACAGAAAAAUCCACCAUUUAUAAUUCAACACAUCCAAAAAAAAGGCAAAAAGUCGUGUAUGUCUUUCUGAAAUAUCAACAACAAAAAAAUGAUCAAUAAAAACAUCCUCUACGAAUCUCGAACGAAUCUCAUGUACAUUCAAAGGCGACCAGAGAAGGACCUGGCGAGUCAAGCAUUCUGACCAAGCAUCCAUGUACCUGAUUCCUACCUGUGGUUCCUCUGUGUAGCGGCCAGACCUGUUGGUGUGGCUCCUUGGCACAAUAAAGACCGCAAAUCAGUCCA